Messenger RNA from Strigops habroptila (Kakapo), 3703 nucleotides. RefSeq names its product cadherin related family member 5 (gene CDHR5). The coding region runs from base 35 to 2056 and encodes 673 amino acids. Gene Ontology annotation, cellular component: catenin complex; adherens junction; membrane. Gene Ontology annotation, biological process: calcium-dependent cell-cell adhesion; homophilic cell-cell adhesion; cell-cell junction assembly. Gene Ontology annotation, molecular function: cadherin binding; calcium ion binding. The transcript has 14 exons. The record is from RefSeq and is a predicted model, not a curated record. NCBI's taxonomy places the organism in Eukaryota, Metazoa, Chordata, Aves, Psittaciformes, Psittacidae.
ACCAGCUCCAUCAGAGAGAGGGGCUUUUCUCAACAUGGCUGUUUCUCACUGGCUCCUCACUUCUGUGCUGCUUCUGCUGCUCUUCAUAACACAUGUUUCAGCACAGCAAGGGUGUUCUGUCAGUGACAGUGAAGUAAGUGUUUAUGAAAAUAACCCUCCUGGCUAUGUGCUGACCACCAUCCACGUGGAUCCAGGCUUCACUGUGUCCAUUGAUGCUUCUUCCCAAGAUGCCAAAUUUUUCACAAUACAGGGGUCUGAGCUGCAGCUGGCUGAAACAGUGGACUAUGAGGAAAACAAUGUGCUGAUGGUGACCCUGAUUUGUUGGAACUCUGAUGUGAUGAGUAAUUACUUGGACGUUCUGGUGAUCAUUCUCAACGAGAACGACAACAGCCCGGUGUUCAAGCAAACCAACAUCACCCAAGUUGUUCCUGAGGAUACAAAAGUGAAUGCAACCAUUAUAGCCCGUGAGGAGUUAAGUGCCAGUGAUGCUGAUCAGGACACCAUCUUCUAUGAACUCACAACAGUAGUGCAGGACACAGAAGGUUAUUUUGCCAUAAAAGGAGUUAAUAACCCAGAAAUUUAUUUAAGAAGAGCAUUGGACUAUGACAAAUUUAAACUGACAACAUUGCUGCUGUAUGCACGGGACAGGCCUGUGGACAGCUCCGACACCACCAACACAGCUACUGCGACUAUAAAUAUACUUAUUGAACAGUCUGACACCAAACCUCCCUGGUUCCUACCCUGUACCUUCAUUAACACGGACAACAACAUCUGCAUCAGCAGCCCCUACACUGGGAGGGUCAAUAUAUCCGAGGUGUCGACAGAACCACUCAUCCUGGAGCCGGGGCCUAUCUAUGCUAUUGAUCCUGACUACACUAUAAAUGAAAGAAUCGUGUAUAGUAUUGUUGGUGGGAAUACAGAUGAUGUAUUCUUAGUGGAUGCAGACACAGGGAAUCUGACUAUGAACAAAGCAGCCACUUCCCCAGAUGGGUUCCUCCUGCAGGUGAUGGCCACCCAGGUCAACAACAUCCAGAAAUACUCUGUAGCCAGUGUAGAGAUUAAGGUCGUCAAUAAAAGUGAGCAUCCACCAUACUUUGAGAACAAGAUCUACAGUGGGACAACGUUUGUUGGACUGUCCCCAGGGAGCUUUGUCUUCCAAGCUGGUGAUUCUUCAAGCCCCCUGAUGAUAACAGCAGCGGAUGAUGACUUCCCUGAUAAAGUCAACCCAAAUAUUGAGUACUACAUAAAAAACAGCACUGAUUUCACUGCAACCAGAGAUGGAUUCAUCCUGACAAAUGUGGUGCUGCAAUCCCCAGAAACUGUAACCAUUGAGGCUGUUGGAAAAGACACAGUGAGCCUGCAGGAGGCAAGCACUGUGAUCAUGGUGGAGGUCGUGCGUGCCACAGCUGGAGCUGUAACCUCCUCUGAUAAGGCAUACACUGCUCAGGAUAUGGCUAUCUUAGGUGGUAUAUUAGCAGCACUGCUAUUACUUGCCUUAGUCUUCCUUGGAGUGAUGAUAUAUAAACAGUACAGAAAACGAGUCAAAUACCUCAUAAGGAAAAAGUUCUCAAAGGAAAUCUCUGGUGGUUUCCAGAGCCAGAGCUACAAUCAAGAUUCACUCCCAGAUGUGAGCACCAAACAGCAUGAGGCGUCAGAGAACGGCAGUGUCCAGUCAAUGGCACGUGUACUGGAGCAACCAGCACUUCCCUUGCCCUCUUCCAAUGCAGAAGUAAUUAACAGCCCCCCAGAGGCUUCUGUAGCUUCCACCAUCACCUUUGACCAGGAAGAGAAAAAGGAAGAAGUGGAAGACACUGAGCCUAAGAAAGAGGUGAAGUCUAUCCUCAAGACAGACAGGCAUGUGGCAGAUUAUGGCUACAAAGCUGUGUGGUUUAAGACCAGUGGGGAUCCAGAAGCUGGAGAAACAGUUGAAGUGAUCGAGGACAAUGCAGUAGAUAGUGAUGAUGAGAGUGACCAAGAUCUGCAGAAGAAGGAGGAGGAGGAAGAAGAUUAUGACAAGAAUGAUCACUACAGAGGGCUGGGAGCGUCCUUAGACUGAGAGCUCCCUCCCAGCUGCAGAAGCGAUGGUCAACAUGUCUCAUAUAGAUGAAGUGACAGAUGACAGUGACCUAGGAUGGAAAUAGGCCUGCACCCACCCUCCCCACUCCAUCCUCCCCAAAAAAGGGGGAGUCUAAGCUGCUUUGCUGACAUGGAGCCUAUCUUUCUGCUCAGGGGGGAAAGCUGGAAUGCAGGAGGAUGAGGUUGCCUGUCCUGCUUGUCUGAAUGCAGUGCUUAAAGCCAAAAGAGAUUACAGCUAAUUCAACACUUUUGUGAGAGCUUGAAGUAUCACUUAGGAUCUGGGGGAUGGGUGGGCACGUGUCUCAUGGGAGCAAUUGAGUUACACAACCCAGUGCUCAUCCCCUCUUGGUGGGUAAGUAAGCCAGCACUGACUCUGGCUGUUGAAUUUAGGGUGUUAGAGUUUGGUGUCAAUUGCAGGGUGUAAGGCACGACAAGUCACCCUGACCCUGCUUCAGACCGUAUCCAAGAGCUCAUUUUGGGGCUUGGCUCUGCUUUCCACCAUGCCAGACUCUGCUCCAGCACCAGCAGCUGGUAUGAGCCACCAUAGUCCUUGUCCUGCCAGCAGCCAGGAAUUUACAUGCUGCAGAGCUGCUGUUUCCUCUAUCACUGAUAAACAAAGGUUGAUCGCAUGUUCUUUACUGAAGGACUUUGUCAUCAAUUUUUCUAUGUCAUAAAACCAGUAAUUGUGCAGUACUUCAGCUGUCAGGGAAAAGAAAAACUCCUGCCAGGACCUGCCUACAGAAUCCCAGGGAUAUUUCGUGCUCCCUGGGCUUUUGGCACUAUGGGUAUCAUUCCAGUGGUGCUGGAUGUGGGGGUCAGCAUUUUGUUUCCCUUUUUUCCCUUGUCCAGCAGGGCUCAAGGUAUUGUUUUUGUUGUUGCUGUUGAAGGUGGAGGUCAGUAUUGCCUUCAAGUGCCAGAUAUCACCACCAUUUCUCUGCUCCUCUCUUGGCUCAGAUGUCAACCCCUUUGCAUACCACUUUUCUCCAUUCAGGAGGAGCUCAGCAGGCUCUUUUGCUGAUAAAAUACUAUCUAGACACAAGAUGUAACCUGAGGUGAUUCACCGACAGCAUAUCAGCUCUGCUUAUGAGGCCAGGCUUCAGCUAGAAAGCCUACUGACCUCUGGAUUGACUUCAUGGGGUGACAGCCCCAGAGCAUGUUGGACCCUGCCUCCCUCAAUCUUCCCUCAUCUUCAGCAGUAUUGUCUUCAAUAACGGUCCUGCCAUAAAGCCUCAGUUCAGCAAAGUGAGCAUUUCCAUUUCCAGGUAGAGUGGGGAGUAAACUGUUUGAUGGUCUGAGCUAGAUUUAUACCUCCCAUCAUUCAAUCUCUUCCCCAGCCGUCAACCAAAUGCUGGGCUGAUUUCCACUUGCGAGAAUAUGACUGUGUGCUCUGGGCACCUCACUACAAGAGAGAUACAGAGGUGCUGGAGUGGGGCCAGAGAAGGGCAAUGGAGCUGGUGAAGGGCCUGAACAUCUCCCUGUCCCAGGGUUGCUAGUGCUCCGGUUUGCUCUCCUUUCUCCAAGGAGUGCUGCCCUUGCUGUGUGGACUCGAAGAGCUGAAGGUGGAGCCUGAGAUGCGGAAAGCUUGAAAGCUUUCUUCCUUACUGUAAUAAAGCUGUUUGACCAGAAA